CCGAUGGUGUUCUUGUCAGCUGACUGGUGGCUGACAACCUUAACACAUCAUGUACACCGCACGACUGUUUGCUGCAUUGCUUCUCGCUGUUGUCUGUCUGGCAACGCAAGAGGAGUAUGAUAAUGAUAUUCUGGAAGAGGGGAUUACUUUGACCGAUUCUCAGUAUGGAUCUCUCUGGCCUUUACCCCAGAAAGUCCAAAUGUCCACAGUAGUUUUCAAACUGAGCGGUGCUAGCUUCCAGAUUGUGGACGCCAAAGAAUCGUCUUCCGGUGCAAGCUGCAGUCUUCUUCAAAAUGCAUAUCGAAGGUAUUUCGAGUACAUAUUUCCUAGCGCCAGAAAGCAGGGGCACGUCAAGAAGAAGACACCUGCCUCGGCUGUGUCUGAAUUACAGGUCUGGAUCACAUCAGCUGACACAGAGUGUGAUGGCUUCCCCAAUGUGACAUCUGAUGAGUCAUACCAACUGUCGGUGGACUCUCCUGUUUCUGUGUUGAAAGCCUCUACGGUGUGGGGCGCUCUGAGGGGUCUGGAGACAUUCAGCCAGUUGGUGUAUGAGGGUGAAUAUGGAGCAAAAAGCAUUAAUAGGACAGAGAUCAGUGACUUCCCACGGUUUGCACAUCGAGGCGUCUUAUUGGAUACAUCUCGUCACUUCCUGCCUAUCAAAGUCAUUUUAGCCAAUCUGGAAGCCAUGGCAUGGAACAAAUUCAAUGUUUUCCAUUGGCACAUUGUAGAUGACCCAUCCUUCCCCUACCUGAGCCGUACCUUCCCCCAGCUGAGCCAGCAGGGAGCCUUCCACCCUUACACACACGUGUACACGCCUUCUGAUGUCAAGAUGAUCAUCGAGUUUGCUCGCCUCAGGGGCAUUCGGGUCGUCCCUGAAUUUGACACCCCUGGACACACUCAGUCAUGGGGGAAAGGCCAGAAGGACCUGCUAACCCCCUGUUACUCUGGGGCCAGCCCCUCUGGCUCAUUUGGACCAGUCAACCCCAUCCUCAACACCACCUAUGAAUUCAUGAGCAUGUUCUUCAAGGAGGUCAGCACAGUGUUCCCUGAUGCCUACAUCCAUCUGGGAGGAGACGAAGUGGACUUCAAUUGCUGGAAGUCGAACCCUGACAUUCAGAAGUUCAUGGAGCAGCAAGGCUUCGGGACCGACUACAGCAAGCUGGAGUCUUUGUACAUCCAGAGGAUCCUGGAUAUCGUCUCCUCUACCAACAAACACUAUUUGAUCUGGCAGGAGGUGUUUGACAACGGGGUUAAGAUGAAGGCCGACACGGUGAUCCACGUGUGGAAAGGAAACCAGCAGCAGUACCAGGAUGAGAUGUCCCGGGUCACGGCAUCAGGCUACCAGGUCCUGCUCUCCACACCCUGGUACCUCAACCGCAUCUCCUACGGCCAAGAUUGGCAAGCCACUUACAAGGCAGACCCACAGGACUUCAAUGGGACUGAUGCCCAGAAGAAGCUGGUGGUUGGCGGAGAAGCCUGUCUGUGGGGGGAAUACGUGGACGCUACCAACCUCACCCCAAGACUCUGGCCACGUGCCAGUGCUGUAGCGGAGCGCUUAUGGAGCGAUAAGGAUGUGAGAGACUUAAAUGAUGCCUACAGCCGCCUGGCCCAACAUCGUUGCCGAAUGGUCCAGCGUGGCAUCCCAGCUGAGCCUCUGUUUUCAGGUUACUGUGCAUACGAGUACAAAGGUGUAUAAUACAGUCUGUCUGCGGGACGUCGACCUGAGAAACAACACUACGGACAAAAGGAAACUCACACAGUCCAAUCCCCUGCUGGAAAGUCGAACUUGAUCUAAUUCAUGACCGAUUUGCACUGAUAAGCCACAAUCUGUCUUUGUUAAAUGUUUCUUAGAGCAAUCAGUGGGUGCAAAGUCACAAUGUUUUGAUUAGUAUUUUUUAUAUGUUUGUAUGAUUCAAACUGCAGACAAUAAACAUAUGCUAGGUGAA
Messenger RNA from Esox lucius (northern pike), 1946 nucleotides. RefSeq names its product hexosaminidase B (beta polypeptide) (gene hexb). The record is from RefSeq and is a predicted model, not a curated record. The transcript is spliced from 14 exons. Gene Ontology annotation, biological process: carbohydrate metabolic process; glycosaminoglycan metabolic process; ganglioside catabolic process. Gene Ontology annotation, cellular component: membrane. Bases 50 to 1696 code for a protein of 548 amino acids. Gene Ontology annotation, molecular function: beta-N-acetylhexosaminidase activity. NCBI's taxonomy places the organism in Eukaryota, Metazoa, Chordata, Actinopteri, Esociformes, Esocidae.